AUGGCUCUCAGACCCAUAGACAACGCUCUUCCAACAACAACCCCAGAGAGACCCAAAAAACAACCCAAGAUCGCUGUUGCAACCCAAAAACAACAAGAUCGUGCUGCUGUCAUCGAUGGCGAAAACCAAGCUCCCUUGCCUUCAUCGGGGGAUGCCACUGUUGACUAUGUCUCCUCCAACAACCUUAAACCCUUGUCGGAUCCCGAAGUUAAGAUUCAGAGUUUGAUUGGAGAUUUGGAUUCGAAAAACUGGAACAAGGUUUGUGAGUCGCUGAACAAUGCUAGGCGAUUUGCGUUGUUCCACUCAUCCCUUCUGAUCCCCAUCUUGGGAAAGAUUGUGUUGGUGGUGGCGAAGACAAUGAGGAACCCUCGGAGUGCUCUUUGCAAAACCGCUAUUAUGGCUGCUGCUGAUAUUUUCAACGCCUAUGGUGACAAGUUGCUUGACCCUGAGACGUCUGAUGCAUUUGAUGGCCUGCUGCUGCAGUUGCUGCUAAAAGCCUCCCAAGAUAAAAGGUUUGUUUGUGAAGAAGCUGAUAGGGCACUUGGCUUAAUGGGGGGUUCCAUGACCCCUCUUCCAUUGCUUCAGAAACUAAGGGUGUACGUGAGUCACAACAACCUUAGGGUUAGGGCCAAGGCUGCUGUUUCUCUGUCCAACUGUGUCUCAAAGAUGGGGCUUGAAGAAAUGGAGCAGUUUGGGAUGGCUAAACUGAUUGAAAUGGCAGCUGAUUUACUGAAUGAUAGACUUCCAGAGGCAAGAGAUGCAGCACGAAGUAUUGCAACAGCAGUGUACCAGGCACUGACUAAGGACUCAGAACAGAAGAUGGAGUUGUGGCAGGGCUUCUGCCAAUCCAAUUUGCCACCCAUUCAUGCUCUUUCAAUUUUGAAAAUUGUUAAGCCCUAG
Molecule: messenger RNA, 900 nt
Organism: Sphenostylis stenocarpa
Lineage: Eukaryota; Viridiplantae; Streptophyta; Magnoliopsida; Fabales; Fabaceae
Source: the annotation of a GenBank genome assembly